Paramecium pentaurelia is the source of this 1163-nucleotide messenger RNA. The record is from the annotation of a GenBank genome assembly. NCBI's taxonomy places the organism in Eukaryota, Ciliophora, Oligohymenophorea, Peniculida, Parameciidae.
AUGAGUUUUUCUACAACUUGUGAGUUUGAUCAUUCUAAUAAAACUUUGCAUCGUAAAUUCAAGAGUUUACAUUUAAAAAAACAUUAAGAUCCUCUUUUAACAGAUAAGCCAUUUGAAACAAGAACUCAUGGUCAUUAAUUUGAACAAAACUUCUCUCAUUAUCUCAAAGGAGAUCUAAAUGUCUCUAGAUUAAUACAAACUUUGAAUUGUCCAAGAUUAACAGCAGAGAAUUAACUUACUCACAAUGAAGGAAUAUCUAUAAAAAUACGUCAGUAAACAGAAUAGCGAAAGAACUUUUUAAAGAGUAAAAUUCUAAAAGUUAGAAAUCUAAUCAAGUAGAAAGUGGCAAUAAAGAAACCUCAUAAUGAAGAAAUGCGUUAAGGAAAUGCAUAAACUUUAACUAUAGUUUAAACCAUUUUAGAUAUAGCAAAUCAUAAGGAAAAUGCAAUAAGUUAUCAAGAGAAAUUAAUACCAAAAUCAAAGAGUUUAAAACAUUAUAGACUUAAUUAUGAUAAUGUAGAACCAAUCUGUAAAAUGUAAAGAGAUUUCAUUGACACAAUCCCUCCAAGAUUAUAUUUAAAAUCAGUAUUAGAAAAUAAUGCUUAAUUGUAUUUGUAAGAAUUGCAAUUAAGAGCAGAACAACGUGAAAAUAAUAUUAAUAAAUUAGUACGUUUAAGUAUCUAAAAUAAAAGAAAAGAUUUUACUUUGUUUCAUAAAGCAGCUAAAACAGACAGAAAAAAUUAAGAUGGCAUACUUACAAUUGGUGAUGUGCAACUCUACGAUUAUCUAUAUAAUAAUCCUAAAGGUGUUAUGAUUGAAAAACAUCCUAAAUAUAUACAAAAUGUAAUUGAUUCUGGAGUUGAUUUUCGUAAGAAUUUAACACGAAAACUUCUUGGAAAUGGCAAUAGACAUUAAAAAACUCAUUACAAUUAAGAUCCUCCUGAAAACUCUGAUGAUUCUUGUACAUCUUCUUUAUAAUCAGCUUGUGAAAUUAAAUUGGAUAAUUAUUAUGGAGAAACUAGAGAAUGGAAACGUAAACAAUACUUAUAAUUACCAAGACGUAUUAAACAAUUGAUAGCUUUGGAAGAAUUAAAUUAGUAAUUACUAUUUUAUCAUUUAGGAAAGCCAUCCGUACAACAGUUAAUAAGUUGUAAUCUUAAUGA